This is a messenger RNA of Ornithorhynchus anatinus (platypus), 4305 nucleotides long. It is a transcript of the gene NADK, whose product is annotated as NAD kinase. The record is from RefSeq and is a predicted model, not a curated record. The transcript is spliced from 10 exons. NCBI's taxonomy places the organism in Eukaryota, Metazoa, Chordata, Mammalia, Monotremata, Ornithorhynchidae. Gene Ontology annotation, biological process: NADP+ biosynthetic process; NAD+ metabolic process. Gene Ontology annotation, molecular function: NAD+ kinase activity. Bases 655 to 1785 code for a protein of 376 amino acids.
GCUGUCUAGCCAUUCUAGGGGAAGGGGGCAGAAGGACAGUAGUGGCAGCAGAGGAGGCAGCCUUGUGGAAGCUCCAGUGGCUGAGAGCGUGCCUGGGCAGCGUCCGGCGCAGAGGGGAGAGCCCCGAGACCGUCAGCUAGCUCUCUCUCUCUCUCUCUCUCUCUGUCUCACGGGGAGAGGGUUCGUGGGCUUGGGAAUGAGAUGGCAGGAUUUUCAGGUCGGAAGGGCUGGCUUCAGCUCAGAUUUUUUUUCUGAGAUCAAUCAUCUUCCUUUUAAAAGAACAAGGAGGAGAGGCUAAUCCAGAGCAGACAGUUUACCAGAGGGCAGACGAUCCGGGAUUUUUCUUGCAAGACUCAGGCUGUCAGAAAAAAAACUUUCUGUCAUGGGGCACUAAGAGAAAAGACUGGAUUAUGUGCAGUAUAAUAAAACCCAUGGUUUUACGUGUUUUAAUUUCAGUUGGCUCUCCUGGCUUAGUUGUGUAGCCAAACCGUAGAAAACGACGGUGAAUUUUGGCUCGGCGACUAAGGGGAGGGUUUGUUUUUAACUUUUGCCAAAUGCCGUACAGUGAUUGCAAUGCUUUGGAGAUAGAUAGCUGUUGAGUAAAUAUUUCAAGGCUGUUUCUGGAAUUGUAUUUGUGUGAUUUUGAGAGGCGCCAUGAAGAUCUUAGAGCAUGUUAAGAAUGACUUCUCCUUUAGCAGAAGCACCUGGAAAUGGCACAUUCAGGACCCUGCGAGCCAGCGGUUGACAUGGAACAAGUCUCCAAAGAGCGUCCUCGUGAUAAAAAAGAUCCGAGAUGCCAGCCUACUGCAACCUUUCAAAGAGCUGUGCGUGUACCUCAUGGAGGAGAACAACAUGAUUGUUUAUGUGGAGAAGAAAGUGUUAGAAGACCCAGCCAUAGUGAACGAUGAAAACUUCGGACCAGCGAAGAAGAAAUUUUGCACAUUCAGAGAAGAUUAUGAUGACAUCUCCAAUCAAAUAGAUUUCAUCAUCUGCCUGGGAGGGGAUGGAACCUUGCUCUAUGCGUCUUCUCUCUUCCAAGGCAGCGUGCCACCGGUCAUGGCGUUCCACCUCGGCUCUCUUGGAUUCCUGACCCCGUUUAACUUCGAGAAUUUCCAGUCCCAAGUCACUCAGGUUAUAGAAGGCAAUGCAGCCAUCGUCCUGCGCAGCAGGUUGAAGGUGAAAGUGGUGAAGGAACUCCGAGAGAAGAAGCCCGGACUCCAGAAUGGCAUUGAUGAGAACGGGGUGGUGGCCACGGCCCCGGACAGGGAACCGGGCAAGCAGGUGAUGCAGUAUCAGGUCCUCAACGAAGUGGUGAUUGAUCGCGGUCCUUCAUCGUACCUUUCUAAUGUGGAUGUUUAUCUGGACGGACACCUGAUCACCACGGUGCAAGGAGAUGGAGUCAUUGUCUCCACGCCCACCGGGAGCACAGCGUACGCUGCCGCCGCGGGCGCCUCCAUGAUCCAUCCCAACGUUCCCGCGAUUAUGAUCACCCCCAUCUGCCCACACUCCCUGUCCUUCCGCCCCAUCGUGGUCCCCGCCGGAGUGGAGCUCAAGAUCAUGCUGUCCCCUGAGGCCAGGAACACCGCCUGGGUUUCAUUCGAUGGGCGGAGGCGGCAGGAAAUCAGCUACGGAGACAGUAUCAGCAUCACCACCUCCUGCUACCCCCUCCCCUCCAUCUGUUUCCGCGACCCGGUGAGCGACUGGUUCGAGAGCCUCGCCGAGUGCUUGCACUGGAACGUGCGGAAGAAACAGAAUCACUUUACUGUUGAAGAGGAGGAAUUCUGAGCUCCGGCUCCGGUGGGGCGGCCUGGUGAGCCCGACGGAGGCCAAGGGGUGGAUCCUAUCAGGCUCUUUCCCUCCCUCCCUCCUUCCGCCCCACGCUGUUAGACGAGACCAAUGUGUGCACCUGUGGGUUUGUAAAUACCUAUCUAUAUCCGAUCCGCUGGUGAGCAGUUGCCACCCAGUCUCCUGUUUGCCAGCAGUGGAGUGGGAGUGCGGCUCUGUCCCUCUGUCCGUCAGCCCAAUCCAUCGCGUUCGGUGUUUUGUGUUUACAGAGAAGCCGGCUUAGAACUAGGUCGAUCUUUCUAAGCAAAUGGCCACAAAUAAAUCUCUCUCCGCCCACACACUCGAUUGCAGCCCCUGCUCCCAAAGUGGCCGUAUCUUCAGGUUUGGGAUACUGGACACGAGAUCUCCAGAAGCCCAUUGGACACUGUUAUCCUGUAGCAAGGGGAAGGAAGUUUCCCAUCAUGUCGGUUUGUCUAUUUUCUGGCCAGAGUUGAGAGGGAAGCCCAACUCUGCUUUUGAGAGUCUCAAGCGAACCCUGUUCUGGGAUGGUUCAACACCCCCCUCCCCCCUCCUCUUAGACGUGGCCUUCAGCAGAUACAACUGGUCCUUUCCCACUCUGAGCUGGUUUCCCUUCUCCCAGACCUCCGGCAGGAGAGGGUGCUUACACGAUGCUGAGUCGAAGGGACGUCUGCGUCGAGCCAGGGGCGUGCUGCGGUUUCUUUUAGUGGGAUGUGGACUCAGCCUGCUCCAGCUACCCCACCGAUGGGUUGUUCGCCCUGGUCAGACACAGGGGCUGGACUGGUGGCCGCUCAGGCCCGGUUGAACAACCGAAGCAUCUCAUCCGGCCUCUGGCCGGGCCUGAGCAGGACACGCUUGGACAACAUGCACAUUCCAAGCCCCGCAGUGCUGCCUUCGGCCCACCUGGAGCUAUUUUAACAGCGAGAGGACUCGUAAAUGAUUCUGUCGAAAUCUCUAGCAUUAGUUUCCUGGGAAUGUUUUGUCGUCGGUGGGUUUGUGGAGGCUAGGUGGAAAUGGGGGCUUCUACCAGCGGAGUCGGUACUGUAGUGUGACCCAGCCGGCUGUUUACAUUUGUCUUCUGUCUGGGGCCAACGCCUGAACCAGUGGGGGUGGGGCAGGGGGUGUUGCGAGUUGGGGUACAGGCUGUCGGCCGCGGGGUAGGGUGACAGGUGACUUCCUGUCCUGAGAAGUUUCACUCGGCUUUUCUUUUUUUAGCAUGUGUGAGGCCCGGAGUGGGCAGCCAGGAGGGCUCCCUCCAGCAUCCCUUGCAGGGCUCAGGCAGCCCUUGGGUAACCCACAGCAGGAAAUUGGUUCCCAGCUAAGGUGCAGGGACUCCUUUCCACCAGAGACCCAGCUGGGAGUCCAGGCUUGGGCUCCCAGAGGCUCGAGGCUCCCCGGGAUGAAAGUGCUGGUCAGCUGGAGUUUGGGCUUCUCUGGCUAUGAGUGGGAGAAGGACAGGAGACCCUGCAGGUGUCUUUGCACAAACCCUGAGCCUCACACUCUUUCCCCGUUAGAAGCUGCUUUGGGUUUCUUGGUCAAAGUUAUUGUCCUGGAGUAGCUGGGCCUUUCUCGUUGUUGCUUUGAAACAUUGCCUCUUUGACAGUUAAAAGGCAGUAAGGCAGAGUGAGGUCUAGGAAAGGGCUUUGAGUUCAGCCUCCCCUCUGUCAAUGCGAGCAUCAAUGGGCCGGACCUGAAAGCUGACACUGAGCACCAGGUGAUCCUGGCCGGGGGAGGGGGGGAGUGCUCGCCUAACCCCAGGGAAGCUGGUAUUUGUAACAGGAAUCGGCCUUUCCAAGUUAGAGCAAGCUGGUAAUUUUCAAACGAGCAUGUUUAUAAAUUGUAACCUCAAGUCCACAUCAUACGCAUUUUCAUCUUCAAGGAAUUUAAGGUCUUUGCCAGUUGAAUCGGCCGGCCGACCCGAGGCAGGCAGCCACUCGGCUCCCUGAGGGAGGGUCGACUUUGUCUUUGGAGUGACCCUUCCCCCGAAAGUCUCUUCCCCCAGGAUCGGGGAGCAGGCUUGCUUCUGAGAGUCGUCUAGCUGGGGGGAAUGCGUGAACUAAUAUUUAUUUUAUAUGGCUUUCUGGCUCCCUUAUCUGUUAAAAUCACACAUUCUCUCCUGACAACAAGCUCGGCAUCGUUCCGCAAUGGCUUCUUUCAAGACACAUGUGGGGUCUUGCCCUGCCCACUCACCCGCCGUUCUGAUUUAGAGUUUCAACCAGCUCUGCCCACAUGCACAUGACUAGCAAGAGACUUGUGACCGUGCUUGAAGAGAAAAAUAGUGUGUGGAAACUUCCAGAAAAAUGAUUAAGCAAGAAAACAGGCUCCAGAGCCAACUUCUCGGGACUUAACCAAGUCUAAAGCCUCAUUUUGAACUUUCAGAAAGAAUUCCUAAUGUUUCAUAUUGUUAAUACUUUGGAAAUUUGUUAAAUAUUGUUGAAAGCAUAAAGAGAAAAGAUGAGAUUAUUUUCAGAGCCUUUCAAUAAACCAUUUUUUAAAAAGCUG